AUGAGUAUCAGGCACCUGGCUCUCAUGCCCCCAUCAACAAAGUCAUCCGCAAAGCUUGUCCGUGGUACGGGGUUUAACGUGGCUUGGCCUCCUUGGAUCGGUGCUCCCAUGGUAUCCUGCUCCGUGACCUGGCCGGGCUACAAAUUAAAGGUUUGGGCUGGUAGUGGCGAGGAAACCUCGGGCAGAAAAAUGCAUAAAAGCCCAAAGGACGCCCUUGGCAGCUCCAAUGAGUGGCCAAGGAGUUCGGAUACCUUAUCUGUAACCUACCUCGGUAAUACCCGAAGGUGCAGAAAGGGCGCAAUUGUACCGCCUUGCCGCGACAACGUUAUCGAACCGCGUGGUUAA
Pyricularia oryzae 70-15 is the source of this 345-nucleotide messenger RNA. RefSeq lists its product as uncharacterized. NCBI's taxonomy places the organism in Eukaryota, Fungi, Ascomycota, Sordariomycetes, Magnaporthales, Pyriculariaceae. Bases 1 to 345 code for a protein of 114 amino acids. The record is from RefSeq and is a predicted model, not a curated record. The transcript has 2 exons.